CCGCGGCUCCGCCUCCCGAGGCCAGGGCCGUAGUAACCCAUUCAUGGGGCCCGCGCGCGGCUGCAGCCCGGCUCCGCGGCGCUCGCAGCCACCGCCUCCUCUCGGCUCCGGGUCUUCCCCUUCCUUUUACAACUGAUCCUGUUGGGGAUUUUUUUUUUUUUUUUUUCUAAAUUGGAAAGGUGGGGAGGAGCAGGGAGGGGGGAUCUGGAGGAAGGGGAGAGAUUAGGCAGCCAUCAAUUUCUUCCAGUUUCUCCCAGAACAGGUGAUGCUUCUAAAUUGUGAUCACUUUCAGGAGGCAGCGCUGCAGCUGGAAGGAUGCGAGCGACCUAGGGUGGAGGGGCUGAGGCGGCAGAUCUGAACUUGCGGAGGAUAAGAACCCAAACUGGCUACAUCAGUCCGCACCUCGCCAGUGAAGCAAAGGACCGGUUAUCUUUUUUUUUUUUUUCCCUAAGACUCAAACUUGGGCACUUGAUCCCUUUUCUUGGAUUGCUUUGGAGGAGACGAUUUGCUGGCAACGUUGGAAACAGUCAGGACUGUAUUGUUGUAACUCAUUUUUAAAGCGACAGUUAGAGGAUCAGACUUUUUAAAUGUUUGGAAUUCAAGAUACGUUAGGAAGAGGACCAGCUCUGAAAGAGAAAUCGCUGGGCGCAGAGAUGGAUUCGGUCAGGUCCUGGGUCCGGAAUGUCGGAGUGGUGGACGCUAAUGUCGCCGCACAGAGCGGGGUCGCCCUGUCCCGGGCCCACUUUGAGAAGCAGCCUCCCUCCAACUUGCGGAAAUCCAACUUCUUUCACUUCGUCCUGGCGCUCUAUGACAGGCAGGGGCAGCCGGUGGAGAUUGAGCGCACGGCCUUCGUGGACUUUGUGGAGAAUGACAAAGAACAAGGCAACGAGAAGACCAACAAUGGCACUCACUACAAGUUACAGCUCCUCUACAGCAACGGUGUCCGCACGGAACAGGACCUUUACGUCAGGCUCAUCGACUCGGUCACCAAGCAGCCCAUCGCUUACGAGGGACAGAAUAAGAAUCCGGAAAUGUGCCGAGUUCUCCUGACGCACGAAGUGAUGUGUAGUCGAUGCUGCGAAAAGAAAAGCUGUGGAAACCGAAAUGAGACUCCGUCGGACCCGGUCAUAAUUGACAGGGAUUCUCUGGGAGACAGGAAGCAUGUGAGAAAGCCUAGACCAAGGUCCUGUCCUUUCGGGCUUGUGGACGGAGCUCACUAAUCUUUAUCUAGUCUUUUCCACCAUCUUUAGCUUCUCUUUUAAGAAGAUACUCUAACCUCAUGACUGUUACCUCCUUUCUUGAAAUAAAUAUUUCUAUACCAGCUUUAGAAAUGUUUGCAAACCCGUAAAUACUCACCUCUACCUCAGAUCUCAUAAGCACAUACCUUAAUGGCUCUGCAUUGAGCAGGAGCUCCUACUUUAGAGAACUAUAUCUAACUGCAUUCACAGAUAAAGCUGACUAUGCUCAUGUUUUCUUCCUGUGUAAUACACAUGUUACAAAAGAAAGUACACAUGUACAAAAGAAAGUAUCCUUGCAUCUAUAGAAA
Molecule: messenger RNA, 1546 nt
Organism: Cebus imitator (Panamanian white-faced capuchin)
Lineage: Eukaryota; Metazoa; Chordata; Mammalia; Primates; Cebidae
Product: transcription factor COE2-like
Exons: 7
Coding region: 588-1220 (210 amino acids)
Biological process (GO): regulation of transcription by RNA polymerase II
Molecular function (GO): RNA polymerase II cis-regulatory region sequence-specific DNA binding; DNA-binding transcription factor activity, RNA polymerase II-specific
Source: RefSeq, a predicted model, not a curated record